AAUGUUGGGAGAGACCGGACAUGUAAAUUGCUUUGUGGGCAAAGUGUCCUGCCAUGGCAUCCCCAUGGCUCACUCUCUCUUUAUUCUCUUCUUCUGCUCCUCCAAAUUCUUUGCUUCCGUCCAUUCCAUUUAUUGCUAUAAAAUCUGCCCGGACCAAGUCAACUCCCAGUCACCUACAAAUAAAUUGGACCGUCUCUUGGAGCAAACCAGUGCUAUUUCUCACGAUAAUUGUAAGGUUUAGCAGAGAACGAACUUAAUCAGAUACGCAGUGAUCGGAGGAGAGGAGGAGGAAGCUAAAGAAUUUGUAACCAAGCAGCAGAAAUGGCUAAUGCAAAGGAAAAGAAGACAGAUUUAAGGGCCAAACCGGAGUCCAAGCUGAAUGAGAAGGAUGCAGAGGGCAGAGAGUAUGAAAGGAAAAUUGAGAAAACGGAUGUUGAUGAUGAAAAGAAGAAAGGAAAGACGGGAGUGUGUCAGGCAGAUUCAGGGGACAAGCUGGCAGGAGAUAGCAAGGAGGAGAAGAAAGACAAAGACAAGAAGGACAAAGGUGAAGUUGAGAAGAAGGAGAAAGAAGAGAAGAAGAAGUCCAAGGAGAUCAAAGAUAAGGGAGAGGAAUCAGCAGAAGACUCAAAGGGCGAUGAUGAAGAGAAAGGAGAGAAGAAGAAGAAGAAGAAGAAGAAAGAUAAGGAAAAGAAAGAGAAGAAGAAUGAGAAACAUAAGGAUGGGGAGGGAACUGCGGAUGAAGAUAAGGAGGGUGAAGAAGAUGGGAAGGAGCAAAAGAAGAAGAAGAAGAAGAACAAAUCUAAGGAGAAGAAGAGAAGGGCAAAAUUGCAUCAAAAAAUGAAGAUGGCGAAUGACCGGAAGAAGAUGUUGAAGAAGAGAAGAAAAAGAAGAAGGAGAAGAAGUGCAAGGACAAAGUUGUGAAGGAUGGAAAUGAUGAAGAAGAAGUGAAAGAAGAGAAGAAAAAUAAGGAAGAGAAGCCCAAAGGUGAAACAGAAAAUGAGAAUGAGGAUGGAGAGAAGGACAAGAAGAAGAAGGAGGAAGACAAGGAUAAGGAAGAGAAGAAGGAAAAGGAUAAAGUUGAGACUAAGGGAGACAAAGAUGAAGAAAAGGAUAAAGUUCAACAUUUAAUGUAAUUUAACAUGUUUAAUAAUCUAUAGUAUUGUAUUGUAUGGUUAUGUUAUGGUACGUUUAACCUCUCAUCA
Molecule: messenger RNA, 1202 nt
Organism: Punica granatum (pomegranate)
Lineage: Eukaryota; Viridiplantae; Streptophyta; Magnoliopsida; Myrtales; Lythraceae
Source: RefSeq, a predicted model, not a curated record